Molecule: messenger RNA, 4825 nt
Organism: Ruditapes philippinarum (Manila clam)
Lineage: Eukaryota; Metazoa; Mollusca; Bivalvia; Venerida; Veneridae
Product: RNA helicase aquarius-like
Exons: 35
Coding region: 179-4363 (1394 amino acids)
Biological process (GO): mRNA splicing, via spliceosome
Cellular component (GO): catalytic step 2 spliceosome
Molecular function (GO): helicase activity; mRNA binding
Source: RefSeq, a predicted model, not a curated record
CACGCUCUUGUAAAGCGUCUACAUGAGCAAGAGUAAAAGGAAAACGAAUUUUACAUGUUUUGUAUGAAAAACUUAACGAUAUCAUGAAAACAUAGAUGUUAUUCCUGCCAGUGCUAAUUUUUAUCUUCCUAGACACAUUUGGUUAUUUCAGGACUAUUAUUUAAUCGUCAGCCACAAGAUGAGUGAAAAGAAUAUACAGAAAGGACCAGGGCCUAAGGGAGUUGGGACGUUAACAGUUGAACAAAUACAAGAGGAUAGAAUAACACAGUUGGCCUCUGAACUUUGGUCUCCAACAGCAUUGAAGAAAAAUGUCAAGUUCAAAUCAGAGGUUGUUGAAGAGAUAUACACUAAGGAGCUUGUUAAAACCAACUUUGCAACAAAACGUGUAAUGAUGCUUGAAUUCAGUCAAUAUUUAGAGAAUUAUCUCUGGCCAAAUUAUGAUCCUGGAAAGUCAAGUCAAAGUCAUUUGAUGUCUAUUAUACUGAUAGUGAAUGAGAAAUUCAGAGAGCGGGUACCACCAUGGAUUUGUUUCAAGAAGAAAUCAGACCAUUUCGCAGCAUUUUUUCACCACAUAUUGGAGACGACACUGUCCGAUGUUAGGUCUCUCAAGGAGCAAUCAUUUCUGAUUAUAUUUCUGAUACACUGCUUUAGAAGUCUAGAAAUGGAUCUGAUACGAGAGCAGGUACAGAGAUUGGUAUCUUUACCUAUCUGGACUUGUCUUUUACCUGGUAAAAGAGAGGAACUGUUUAAAGCCUAUCCAAAGUACAAAAAGUUUUACAACUUCAUCAAGAAAAGUGAUGGCAAAUUAACAGCAGAACAGAGAGACAAGGUGGAAUUUGAAAGAUCUUUCCUGAACAAUCUCAUACAUAAAUACAUCUCUGUUCUUAACGCAAUACCAGAGAAAGGUAAAGUUGCAGGUGAGAGGAUUAUGUAUUGUGAGAGGUUUGUAGAGUUUCUAGUUGACAUCGAGGCCCAGUUACCUACAAGGAGAUUCUUCAAUGCUCUUAUGGAUGAUAGCCAUGUCCUCAGUGUCUCAUUACUCUCUAAUCUCAAUCAACGUGAGGACGGAAAAUUAUUCUCAGAGUUACUGGACAUGCUGAAAGCGUAUGCAGAGUUUGAGAUUGAUGAGGGGACAGGGGAGGCCCUAAAUAUACAUAAUAGGAUAGAUCUUCAUUACAACAGAGUUCUAGCACUACAGAAAGUUGCUUUCAAGCAUUUCCCAGAUCUACAUCAGUUUGCUAUAGCAAAUGUAGCCAGUGUAGACAGUAGAAAAUCCUUGUUGAAAUACUUCAAUCCACUCAGCACAAGUGACCUUCACAAAUUACUAGGUCAUCUAAAUAUGUUACCUAUGCUAGAGGAAGGGCAGGAGUCAACAAAGGAUCGUGAAUUUCUUCUAGAACUCUUGGUGAGUCAUCAUGAGAAGAAGAAAUCUCAGUUAGAACAGAUUAAUGAGAUGGCAUUGUACCCAACAGAAGACAUUAUCUGGGAUGAAAAUAUAGUGCCAACUGAGUAUUACAAUGGUGAAGGAACACUUGCCUUACCAAAAAUCAACCUACAGUUCCUGACGUUACAUGAUUACCUACUGAGAAACUUCAAUCUGUUUAGACUGGAAUCUACAUAUGAGAUACGACAGGAUAUUGAAGAUGCUAUUACACACAUGAAACCAUGGAAAGCUGAGGAUGGGUCCACUUAUUUCGGAGGGUGGGCAAGAAUGGCUCAGCCUAUUGCAGGGUUUAAUGUUGUAGAGGUAGCCAAGCCAAGGGUCGGUGAGAGUCACCCAGCUCAAGUGAGGGCAGAUGUUACAGUUACUCUUAGUGUUGUACAAAGCAUCAAAAAUGAAUGGGAAGGUUUGAGGAAACAUGAUGUUGCAUUUUUGAUUUCUGUGCAACCUCCUCACAAUAUAGGCCACAAAUAUGAUAUAAAAGCACCUUUCAUACCUCAAGUUGGCCUCAUGUAUGUUCGAGGCUGUGAAAUAGAGGGAAUGCUUGAUGCUGAGGGCAAAGUAAUAGAAGAAGGUCCAGAGCCAAAACCAGAAUUAACUGGUGAUACACGUACAUUUCGUGUAUGGUUAGAUCCUAACCAAUAUCAACAAGAUAUGGUAGCUACAGAAGAUGGAACUGAGGAUGUUUAUGAAACAUUCAAUAUAAUCAUGAGGAGGAAACCUAAAGAGAACAACUUCAAGGCGGUACUGGAGACUAUACGGGACCUGAUGAAUACAGACUGUGUCGUGCCAGACUGGUUACAUGAUUUAAUCCUAGGAUAUGGCAGUCCAGAUUCAGCUCAUUACAGACAGAUGGAGAAUAAGAUAAACAGUUUAGAUUGGAACGAUACAUUCCUGUCAGUGGAACAUCUGUUAUAUAGUUUCCCUGGUUACAAGAUAGAAUUAGAAUCUGAUGCUGCCAAGGCACAACCUCCAUUUAGGUUAACUUUUAUGGAAGAGGAGUCACAGACUGGAAAGAGAAAGGAAGGGGAAGAUGCCCCAGUUCCUGUACAGAAAAUAGUUGUACAACCUCAUAUUAUACCAAAUAGAGGACCUUACUCUUACAGUCAGCCUAAAAAGAAUAGUAUAAGAUUCACACCUACCCAGAUCGAGGCUAUCAGGUCCGGUAUGCAGCCUGGACUCACUAUGGUUGUUGGACCUCCUGGUACUGGGAAAACUGACGUAGCCGUACAGAUCAUAUCAAAUAUCUACCAUAACUUUCCAGACCAGAGAACUCUUAUUGUUACUCACUCUAACCAGGCUUUGAAUCAACUGUUUGAGAAGAUUAUGGCAUUGGAUAUAGCCGAACGUCAUCUAUUACGUCUUGGUCACGGAGAAGAAGCCCUCGAGACGGAGAAAGAUUACAGUCGCUAUGGUCGUGUCAACUAUGUACUGGCACAGAGACUCGAACUUCUACAGGAGGUUGCUAGGUUACAGGAGAGUCUGAAGGUACCAGGUGACGUGUCAUACACCUGUGAGACAGCAGGGUAUUUUUAUAUAUACCAGGUGUUGGCAAGAUGGGAAGAAUUCCAGGCUAAAAUCCGGAAACUCAAAGAAAAGACAACUGAUAAGAUCCGAGAGUUCUUUCCCUUUACUGAAUUCUUCAAAAACGCACCUCAGCCUUUGUUUAAAGGCAGAAAUUAUACAGAAGAUAUGGAUAUAGCUGAGGGUUGUUUCAAACACGUCAAGAAAAUGUUCACUCAACUUGAGGAAUACAGAGCAUUUGAGUUACUACGUAGUGGGUCUGACAGGGCGGACUACUUGUUGAUCAAGGAAGCUAAGAUUAUUGCUAUGACCUGUACCCAUGCUGCACUGAAACGUCGUGACCUUGUCAAUGUCGGUUUUAAGUUUGACAACAUAAUGAUGGAGGAAGCAGCACAGAUUUUAGAAAUUGAGACCUUUAUACCUCUUUUACUACAGAAUCCUGAGUUUAACAACAAUCGCUUAAAGCGUUGGAUAAUGAUCGGAGAUCAUCACCAGUUGCCACCGGUCAUCAAGAACAUGGCAUUCCAGAAGUUCUCAAACAUGGAGCAGUCAUUAUUCACGAGACUGGUUAGACUUGGUGUCCCCACGGUAGAUUUAGACGCUCAAGGAAGAGCCAGAGCAAGUAUUGCUGGCUUGUAUAACUGGAGAUACAAGAAACUAGGAAAUCUUCCUCAUGCCGUUACUAACCCAGAGUACCGUCUAGCUAACGCUGGGUUUGUUUUUGAUUACCAGUUGAUUAAUGUAGAAGACUUCAAUGGUGUUGGAGAAUCUGAACCUAACCCAUAUUUCUACCAGAAUUUAGGAGAAGCAGAGUAUGUGGUAGCUAUGUUUAUGUACAUGAGGUUGAUGGGAUAUCCGGCAGAGAAGAUCUCCAUACUGACCACAUAUAAUGGUCAGAAACAUCUGAUCCGAGACGUCAUCAAUCAGAGAUGCUCCAAAAACCCGUUCAUUGGCAGACCUUAUACUGUAACUACAGUAGACAGAUAUCAGGGACAACAGAAUGAUUAUAUCCUUCUAUCUCUUGUCAGAACUAGAACUGUAGGACAUCUUAGAGAUGUACGAAGAUUGAUUGUUGCCAUGUCUAGAGCCAGGCUCGGACUGUACGUGUUUGCUAGAGUCUCACUCUUCAGCAACUGUUUUGAACUCACACCAGCUUUUAAUAGAUUGUGUUCAAGACCUACAGAGCUACAUAUAGAUCCACAGGAAAAUUUUCCUACCUCCAGAAAGAUUGAUGAGAAGCCAGGGCACAAUCCAAUGGUGAUAAAUGACAUGCCUCACAUGGCCCAGUUUGUAUUUGAUCUCUACAAUCAGAAGAUAGACUCACUUAUGAGGGCAAGAAAUCUCCCUUCGGCUGAUAGGUUGACUGAGCCACCAAGGGUAAGGAAAGACAGAAAAUAAGGUGACACAAGAUGUACUUGAAAAAUGAGAAAAGAUCACUCAGCUGUGCUGAGAGCAUAUAGUAAUACCUUCAUGAUUGUUCCAACUGGAUGUGGUUUAGUACAAGAAGAACAGUAACAUAUGAUUGUCAUCAAGUUUUCUGGCAUUGCACAUACAAUUUACUUCAAACAGUCAUACUGUGAGAUGAAAGCAUUCAGUGAAGUUACAAAAGUGACUGAUUCCAGUGUACAUGCUACUCUAUGUGAAUAUUAAAAUUUGUGACAGACUUUAUCACUGGAGUAAGGUGGAUUAAAAUAUUAGUACAUGUACAACUAUGGUACAAUUUUACAUAAAAAUAUUAGUACUAUGUACAUCUACUGUACAAUUAUACAUUUCAUAGUGCUAAAAGCAGCUUCAUUACAGAUGUCAUUGUUUUUUCAUGAAAAUAUUACAGCAUAAUUAAACAAAGAUGUUUUAUAAGAA